Messenger RNA from Cherax quadricarinatus, 5663 nucleotides. It is a transcript of the gene Dmtn, whose product is annotated as transmembrane and coiled-coil domain 2 protein Dmtn. Lineage: Eukaryota; Metazoa; Arthropoda; Malacostraca; Decapoda; Parastacidae. Gene Ontology annotation, cellular component: endomembrane system. The record is from RefSeq and is a predicted model, not a curated record.
CUCACAACGCUGCUUUCCUCCGACUUGAUAUAUUGUGUGAGCAAUGUUGCUACGUGGGUCACACUGCCACACUAACUGACUCACUAAACAUGAGAUGCCAUUGAGAAAACUAUGAUGGCAGUUAAGUGUAUGUACAUGCGAGUUCAUGAGAAAGGCAGAUAGCAUAGGACUAGGAGGUCCACGCCAAGACUAGCUGCUGAGAAGAACUAUCUACUUUUACCUAGAUUACAGACUAUCGUGUAUUAUCUAGGUGUGUAUGAGUCAACGAUAGAAAAGCAGGAGUGUCAUAUGUGUGGUGUGCGCCAUGGAUGUGUUGGGGGUGGGUGUUGAAGGGCUGCCCCACCCCCACCCUCGCCCCCACGCCCUGCAUAGCUACACCCGCGCCCGUUUAAAAGCGCUUUGGCCGCUAUGCUAAGUUUGGGAGGACUGCCGGAGGUGCCGCCGCCUCAGGGUAAUCACCGCCGCUCUAAGAGUGAUUGUGGUCUGGACAAGCGUGAUGAUGUGUCUGACCUGGCCACCCUCAACCCCAACUACCGCAGCACCUCCCCCACCGGCCACCUUCGCGUCCACGCCCACACCCGCCCUAACACGCCCAUCAUGGUGCGAUCUCCGUCCACUUCCUCCAUACCAGAGAUCUUCAUCAGUAGCGAAGAUGACAUGGGACCAGGCGUGUCUCCCGUAACCCGUCUGGCUGUCUUCUCUCUCGCUGACUUCCUGGAGACCGUCACCCACGCUCAUCACCACCCACGAAAGAAGUGCAGUUCGAGUGAGGUGAGCGGCCCGGGUCAUGGCGGACGACGGAGAUCUCCUCUGGCUGCCCGCAAGUCUACUCCAGUGGGAGGAGGCGCCAGUGCAGGUAGUGGAGGUGCUGCCGAGGGAAACCCCUCCAUCAGCACCACUACGAGCACCACCCCAGGAGGCAGUGCCCUAGCAGGUGUAGCAGGGCAGAGCACACAACACCAGGCCAGAACUACUGGUAGUGGUGGAGGGGCAACCCGCCUGCCAAAUGCGGCAGCACAUCAUGAUGACGCAGCGGUGCACUCUUCCAAUGAGGACUGUGAUGCUGAAACAGUACCGUCAUCAGGGGUGUCCAAUGGCUCCGGGGAAUUGGUAGAUACUUUGCGAGUGUGUGGAGCAGAUAUUGGGGCUGUGGAUGAUGGGGAGGAGCAUACUCCACAUGUACAGCGCACACGAGAGGCCUUGGAGCACAUCCAGGCUAAAAUACAGAAAACUAGAGAUCUCAUUAAAGAAGAACAAAAAGCUCGAGAUGAAAAUGUCAAUGAAUACCUCAAACUUGCUGGUAAUGCCGACCGACAACAAAUUGCUCGCAUCAAAGCAGUGUUUGAGAAGAAGAACCAGAAAUCGGCUGCUCUGAUUCAACAACUUCAAAAGAAGCUAGAAAAUUACCAGAAGAGGUUACGUGAAAUUGAAACUCAUGGCUUGAUUGUUGCCCACCGACAGCCCAAAGAAGUGCUGAGAGACAUGGGUCAGGGCCUCAAGACGGUAAUCAGUAAGCCUAAGGAGAUAGCACACCUGAUCAAAAACAAAUUUGGUUCUGCGGACAAUAUCAAGGAACUAGCAGGGGAGGAGGAGCGCGAUGAAGAGCGAGUGCACCACGGGUCGGCCACAUUACCCGUAGGUGCAAGCUUGGUACCCCCUACAUCCACUAAUCAAGGGAGCAAUCUCCCAAGCAGUCACCACCAGAGUUCUUCAGCUCAAGGUGCAGGUGGCAGCAGCAGUGGUGGGGGACACCAUGGUAGUAAGAUAGGCUCAGAGGAAGGCUCUGAGUGUAAUUCUUCCAUCACCAGUGAGAGCGUUCCAGGGGGCAGCACUACCUUAGCUCACCUGGCAUCACCCAGAAACCACCAUAGUCAGUUAACUAGUGUAGAUUUCUAUGGUUUACCUGGAGGGACAACUGUUGAACACUUGUUGCUUGAGCUACGGGAGAGCAGAGAAGAAUCAGCACGGCUCAGAGAAGAGAUCGACACAAUUAAACAAGCAUUAGCAGCAGAGGUAAACUCCAUGCGGGAAGGAUUAGCAGAGGAGCGUUUCAGGUGUGAUCGUCUCGAAGAACAAAUAAAUGAUUUAACUGAGCUACACCAAAAUGAGAUGGGAAACCUUGUGACAAACAUGUCAGACAUGGAAGAAAAGGUACAAUAUCAGAGUGAAGAACGAAUACGGGAUCUUCAUGAGAUUGUGGAAAACUGUCAUACUCGUAUUUCUCGGAUGGAACACCAGCAAGCACAGCAGCAGCAACAGUAUCUGACGCUAGAAGGUUUAGAGAACAGCAAUGCACGCGCUGUUUUUGUAAAGCUCAUCAAUGUUUUAUUAACUGUGCUUCAGGUCUUGCUAUUGGUUGUUGCAACUGUGGCCAAUAUCCUGACCCCACUACUACAGACUCGAACUCGCCUUGUUGUUACUGCAGUGCUCGUUUUCCUCCUCAUCUUUGUUUACAUACAAUUACCCGAGUUGAGAGAAAUGUGGUACGCGGUAGUCGAUCGAUAUCUAAAGUUUGUCUCGUUAAAAUAAAACAUUGUUCUGAUGAGCAUACUGUACUAUGGUGUUAAAUGAACAAAAAUACUCUACUGGAAAACUGAGCAUAUAAGUGAAGAACUUGUUGCUCUUAAAAGUGUGUAUGCUCUUAGCAGUGCUGUUAGGAGAACCAUUGACUUGUAUUCCAAGUGACUUAUUUUCUACAUUUUUCAAGUCGACACAACUCGUCUGUCCAAUAACCACUUUAAGCAAGAGGGUCAUAUUGAUUCCUUAGCUCAAAUAUUAUCAGAUAAGUGAGUUUGACUUGGUAUUGGCGCAAGUAUGCCAUGGUGUUCUCAAGUUGGCUUUUUAAACAUUUUCAACUAUGUAGCAAGUUGUUAAGUAUUUAUGAUGAAUUACAGAAAAGUCUCAGAUGUAAUAUGAUAUUAUGUUUUGAACAAAUCACUUAAGAAUGAUCUAGAGCUGCAUGUUGAGAGUGACAUAAAGAGAGAGAUGAAGAGCUUAGUCAUACACUUGAAUGUGAAUUACCUGUGUGUGUGUGUGUGCAUGCAUGCGUGUGUAUGUUGGCAUGGUACUGAAGUGAUCUUAUAGACAAUUUCCUCCAGCUACAGAUGCAGCUUGGAAAUGAAGAAGAUGGUUGGCUCUUGUGGGGCUCGUGUGUGAUAGCGUGAACCAAAGUUGGACAAAUAAGGUAUUGCGUUUAUUUCUUUGUUUUUCUAUUUAUUUCUGAGUGAAAUGCUAAACCCCUGUUUUGGGUGCAGCAGCAAGGUUAAAUGGUCAAAGGGGUACAUGUAGUUAAGAGAUCAGUGGUCAGCAUGAAGUUACUGUAAAUCACUAAGUAUUUUCUAGAUUAAAGUGCUCACUUAGUUGUAUUAAAUGAAUGAACCCUUGGAAUCACAUAUUCCUGCCAGUACAUUAUAAAAUUUGAGCAACUGGUACCACAUGCUGACAACAGAUCCAAUACCAGUACUUUGCUAAUGCCUGAUGAUUUACUCUCCUCGGCUAUCUACUUUUUAUGGAACAUCUGUCUGUUCCUGUUGUCUUUAAUUGGUCUGUGAUGUUCUGUUAAUUAGAACAGACCACUUUUUCUGUCGUAAGUAAUUUUUUGCUCUCUUUCUGUUAUUCAUAACAAUGUUUGUUUUCACUUGUUAUUUUAGGGUGGUUAAACAAAUUUAGCAGAUUUGAUAUUAUGGAAUGAAGAUAUUUUGGGUUAUUGAAUGGUGCUGGUGGAAAUACAUGCUGUUCACAGUGGUUCUUUGGUUUAUACUGAAUAAUUAACAUAAUCAUGGGUGUCUGCCAGCCUGAUUGUGGCUGUCUACCAGCCUGGUUGUGGCUGUCUACCAGCCUGGCUGUAGUUGCCUAUCAGCCUUGUUUUUUGGGGGGGUUGACCAGCAUGACUCUGGGUAUCUACCAUCAUGACUGUGGGUCUACCAGUAUGGCUGUGGGUGCCCACUAUAAUACCGGCAUAUAAUCCACACCUGUCAUUCAUGUUAACAUUUUAAUAUUGGAUGUUUUGCAGAAACAUCUGAAAAGUUUAUGGACUGAAAUCAUUAUCACAAGUCCAAACAACUGACCAAAUGUCUAUCAAUCCAUUUAGUAUUAACAAAAAUUCUUAGUCACUGAAUUGCCAAGAAAAUGUAUUUAUAUAAAAGAAAACCUGUUGUUAGUGCAAGUGUUAGAACCUUGAUUGAUAACAUGGUCAAUAAUAACUUAAGACAAAUAAUAAUGUAAAAGCUGGGAGCUUACAAAUAUAAUAUUGAUAUGCUCCACAACAAGAAAUACAAAGUCUAGGAAGUAAUUUAAGCAAUGGUGAUAUUCAGUGACUAUAUAAAACUAAAAAGCUUUUAGAUGUAGAUUUGCCAUGUACUUACAUACAAUCAGUUGUUAAAUUUGUGUUGAGGUCCCCUGAGUGUGAGUAAAGAAUGGGGGAUACAUUUAUUGUUUAUAUCCCCUGAGUUACUAAAGAAUGGGGGUUUUUGCUUUUAGAGGUUGCUCUGAGUGUGAAUAAAAAAAAAUGGGGGGCACACUUUGUGUUGAGGUCCCUAAUUGUGAAUAAAGGAAGAGAUAUACUUUGUGUUGAGGUCCCCAAGUGUGAAUAAAGAGUGGAAAAUACAAUGUUCAGGUCCUGAGUGUGAGUAAAGAGGGGCGAUAGUGUUUUAGGUCCUCUCGAUUGAGUAAAGAGGGAUGAUGUGUUCAGGUCCCCUUGAGUGAGAUUGAAGUUCUCCUGUAUGCAAGUAAAGUGGGAAGGAUACACUAGAAGUCCCUCUGAGUGAGAGUUAAAGGGAGAAUAUACCAAGGAUAGCAACAUUGAUGCUAUAUCUUGGCAAAGUCAUUGUAAUAAAAAUAACAAUAUCAGAUAUAAGAUACUAUAGCAAGAAAAAUGCUAGUAAAACGUGAGAAUGACAAGUGUUGGUCUCAUUGGCAAUUUAUAGCCAAGCCUCAGUAUUGAGGCUCUUAUUUAUUUAUCCUAAUGUCACCCUUAUGUACAUUUUAUAAUAUGGGUCUUGGUAGACUCACUCUAUGAUAUUGUUUUAUGGGGGUUGCAUAAGUUAUGACUAUUAUAUAUAUGCACUUUUUUUGUCACAAAUAUUGUAGAUUCCAUCUAUGGCAGACCAUCAAGAAACUUUGUAUAAGAAAUUGAGUCCCAAGUUGUAAUGGUAUUAAUGGUAAAAAAAAAAGUAAAUUGGCUUUGUGGUCAAGUGCUGCUGCUUACAUAAGUGUUGCCUUUGGGUAGGGAUUUAUUCAUUAAAGUUGAUGUUGACUUGAAAGCACAUGUGUACAGUAAUACUAUAGUAACAGCGGCUUCUGGCAUCUGGGAGGAUAAAUAUGUUUUAGGGUGCAAUUUUUUCUUUUGCUGUUCAUAUUAUUUUAAAUUUUUACUCGAGUGCUACGCUUUAGCAGGCAAAGCACAUAUUUUUUCAUUCAUUCCUUUGGUGCCAGUCCUUUAUUCCAUUGGCUGGGCAAUAUGGCUGCCAAGUUCUUUACAGUAUUGUAUUACUUUUGCUGACUUUAUACAAACUGUUUAUGCAUAAGUUUGAGAUCUGAUUUUUUUUCCUUUUUUGUAAAUUCCUGUCACAGUUUGAGGCCAGUCUGGCACAGUAGGCAGAGUAUAUUAUAUUAGUUUUAAGUGAUUUUUUUUCUUAGAAAUUUCUAGUAAAGAUGACACUCCA